CAGACGGAGCUGUGCUGGCCACCGCUGGGGCGCCGGUGUCGGGCUGAUGAAAAUAAAUGCCUGCAGAGCGCACGGGAGGCUGACGGGCAUGGCGACAUAACGGGAGGAGACAUCGGAGCUGUUUGGACGGACACGGACAGAGAGACGGAGAGUGGCUGUCCCGUCUCAGCCAAACGGGACCUCGGUGAAAACUUGGGGCAGCUGCUGCGCUGUUGGAGGCAUCAUGGUUGUGUCGGUGCGGAGCUGGGUCGCCAACGAGGGAGGAAAGCACUUGGUCCUGGUCCUGUGGUUGGGAGCAAACACCUGGCUGUUCCUGAGAACUUUCCUGCUCUACUCCACUGGACAGCAGUAUUACUACCUCUACAAGAUGCUGGGGCUAGGGCUAUGCAUCAGCAGGGCGUCAGCAGCAGUGCUCAACCUCAACUGCAGCGUGGUGCUGUUGCCAAUGUGCCGCUCCCUCCUCACCUAUGUCCGAGGAACACACACGGUAUCAAGCAGGAAGACACGCAGACUGCUGGACAAGAGCAAGACCUUUCAUGUGGCGUGUGGAGUCGCCAUCUGCAUCUUCUCUGUGGUGCAUGUUUCUGCUCACCUGGUCAACGUUGUCAACUUCAGUGUUAGCUACUCUGAUGACUUCCCUGCUCUCAAUGUGGCCCGCUACAGGGGAGAGGACCCCAGGCUGAUCAUUUUAACAACAGUCCCGGGUGUCACGGGUGUCCUGUUGGUGCUCAUCCUCUUCCUGAUGUUUACAGCCUCGUCCUACUGCAUACGGGUAUCGAACUACGAGAUCUUCUGGUACACACACAACCUCUUCAUAGUCUUCUAUAUCAUCCUUAUGGUGCACAUGGUCGGUGGAGCUCUGAAGUAUCAGACCAACAUCGAGGCCCACCCCCCCGGCUGCCUCAGAGCCAAUCAGAGCAGCCCAGAGCAGCAGGGGGAGGAGUUAGAGCAGAGUGAGGAUGAGGAGAGGAGAUGCAGAGAGGAGGCUCACUUCCAACCCCACUGCCCCCAGACGUGGCUGUGGGUAUCAGGUCCUCUCUGUCUCUACUGUGCCGAACGUUUCUACCGCUACAUCCGGAGCAGUGACCCCGUUACCAUAGUAACCGUGAUCAGGCACCCCUGCAAUGUCAUCGAGUUGCGCAUGCUGAAGAGGGACUUCAAGGCUCGUCCAGGGCAGUACAUUGUUCUUAACUGUCCAGGUGUCUCUUCGUUUGAGAACCAUCCCUUCACGCUAACAACAUGUCCCACAGAGAACAAGGAAACUUUUGGCAUACAUCUGCGAGUCGUGGGAGACUGGACUGAGCGAUUCACAGAGCUGUUACUUCCUGAACAGGGGAUAGCAUCGGAGAUCCUCCCCAUGGUGCAACAGAGAAGAUACCCCAAGCUGUAUGUGGAUGGUCCAUUUGGCAGUCCGUCAGAGGAGGUGUUUAACUACGAGGUCAGUCUGUGUGUGGCAGGUGGAAUUGGAGUCACACCAUUCGCCUGCGUGCUGCACGCUCUGCUUAACGGCUGGGUGGGCUUCAGGUUGAGGAGGCUGUACUUUGUGUGGGUCUGCAGGGAGCUCAAGUCCUUCUACUGGUUUGCUGAGCUGCUGUGUGCGCUGCAUCAUAAGCUGUGGCAGGAGAACAGGCCUGACUACCUGAAUCUGAGACUGUAUGUCAGUCAGACAGACAAGCUGCAGAGCAUGUCUGAGGAGAAGUACCGGCCACUCAGCUCGAGGCUUCUGGUUGGCCGGCCCAGGUGGAAGUUACUGUUUGAUGAGAUUGGGAAAACCAAUAAGCAUAAUCGAGUAGGGGUGUUCUGCUGUGGACCGAAGAGCAUCUCCAGGACUCUCCACAGACUUUGCAACUCAGCACGUUACUCUGGAACCACCUUUGAAUUUAACAAGGAGUCUUUCAGCUGAGACCAGGUCAUACGACAGGCCCGGCCCUCUUCACCUCUUGGUCACAGUCAGUAAAA
Myripristis murdjan (pinecone soldierfish) is the source of this 1959-nucleotide messenger RNA. RefSeq names its product NADPH oxidase 4 (gene nox4). Gene Ontology annotation, cellular component: plasma membrane; NADPH oxidase complex. The record is from RefSeq and is a predicted model, not a curated record. Lineage: Eukaryota; Metazoa; Chordata; Actinopteri; Holocentriformes; Holocentridae. The transcript is spliced from 18 exons. Bases 224 to 1903 code for a protein of 559 amino acids. Gene Ontology annotation, biological process: superoxide anion generation; defense response. Gene Ontology annotation, molecular function: superoxide-generating NAD(P)H oxidase activity.